AUGAAUGGUAAUGUAUUAGAAAACAGAUCAGAAAAUUCUGCUUCAUCUGAAGCUUUACGGGACGGUAGCAAAAUGCAAUCAAAUGAAGAGACUGGUGUAAAUCAUAAUGUUCAAUUAAGCCAAAACCAUUCAUUACUUAGUAAUGGUAGUAUCGAAAAUUACAUGCUAUCCGUUAGAUCUUUAACAUUCGGGCUUUCGCACAUGAAUGGACUACUUCCAGCUGAUAAUACCCAUCAGUCAUUAGAAAAUGAAAGGGAAGGAGAAGAACAAUUUAAGAAAUUCAUGCAAAAAUUAAAGUACGAGCAAUCAUAUUUGAUAUGUGCAUUCGCUUGUAAGUAUACAACACUUUUACACUACGGAGUAGUGGACCAUCUUUUUAUGGAGGAUCAUGCAAAAUUCUGGGAAAGUUUACCGGAGACAUCUUCUAUACCUGACUGCACUCUUUGGGACCUGUACAGUAAUCUUAAAUCCAAGGAAGGGGAUAUCAGAGACUUCCAAUAUUGGAUGUCACUUUAUAUGACAAUGCUUUGUGUUGGAAUAUAUUUUGGGAUGGAAAAUUUAAAGGAUAAACUUGCAUACACAGAUGCGGAAUUGGAGAAAUUGCCGCAUGUGCUAUUUAGGGAAUCAUUCAAAUGGCUAGAGAAAACAGACUUCUUAGAGAGACCGGAUAUUAGGACUAUUCAAAUAUAUUGUGUCAUGACAUCAUGCCUUCAUGCCCUAGGAAACGUUUUUAUUCAUCACGAGCUUUUGGCCGUUGUGAUUGUUGUAGCCCAAACUCUCGGGCUAGAUAGAAUUGAAGAGCAAGGAAUAACGAGUGGUAAUAACAGGAAGCAGGGUGCUGUGAAUAGCGGCAGUCCAGAUAUAAUUGCAUUUGCGGAAGAGACUACGAACUCAAGCGUUAAUUUUUCUAGUGAGGUAGUAAAAAGACUUUGGUAUAGCUUCUUUAUCAUUGAUUCCAUAAGUAAUGUUCCUCAUGAGUGGAUAGGAAAGUUCAAAACACCAUUUCCCAAAUUGAUAAGUACAGAACAACUCAUAUCAUGCGGAACCAAUCGAAUAGGGGCAAGACAUGAAAAAUAUUACUAUGGGAGCACUAAAAAUGCCGCAGUUAAGUUCCCAACAGCAGGUGACGAUAUUGCAGGACUUCUUUACGAGCGUCUGAUGGUUCAAUUAGGCGAAUUGAAGCAGGAAAGUUACACAGAUCCUGUAACUUUAAAAAGACUGACAGUUGUUUGGUCUCAUAUGUGCACCCUCAAGGACAACCUUGAAAUGUAUUUUGGAUCUGCUCCCUAUUCUCCAAAGGACGACAGAACUUGCCAAUAUGCAAGAUAUCUUUUAUUUUCAUCGUUGGCACGUGAAUGUUUGGGAUUGGGUGCACGUAUUUUAACAUUAGCUGGAAGAGAUUUCUGGCUUGAGAAUUUCAGAGAUAAGUGCCUUCAAUUGGCCCUAGAGGUUGUUGAUCAUAACUCGGCAUCAAACGUUCCUGCAUACUACAAAAGAUACUGGAUCGUUGGUCAACAUCUUAUAUAUGCAUGCUUAUUCGUUCUUUUGGAUAUGCUAAUGUUCAAACAUGAAGAAUGUAAAGAAAACCUGCAACGAAUUCAUAAAGCAAUUCCAACAAUCAGAUUAUUGAGAUCCACCCAUUAUACGGUUAAAAUUGGAUUGGCUGUUAUAGAGAAACUUUAUUAUUUGGUUGGGUCUGUUCGACUUGGAAACAAGGGAAGUGGAUCGGUGGAAGACAUGUCACUUCGAGAAUUUCUAACGGAACUUCAAGUGGCUAAUCCCAGAAAUACGACUUCCAAGAAAGCUACACACACCUCAGGGGAAGAACAACAAGAACACCAAUCAACCUCGAUCAACUCCGGAAUACCAUCUUUAAUGCCAUUACCGGGGUAUUCACAAUAUCUUAGAGGAGGGGUGGCUUCGGAAAGGUCAAGCAAUAAGAAUAUAGAGCUGAGAAUGGACAAUGCAACAAUAUCAACUGGAACUGCCAGUUUUCUAGAUUCUGACCUUGAUAGUGCAUUGGAUGAGACCGGAUGGAAAGAAUUUUUAGAAUUCUUUUUUGGAUCCCACGACGAGGUGAAUCUUCAAAGUAGUAAAAACGGAUAUUACAAUUUAGAACCAAAAAUUGGGACUAACGAGUUCAGUAGGCAAUAA
Molecule: messenger RNA, 2154 nt
Organism: Brettanomyces bruxellensis
Lineage: Eukaryota; Fungi; Ascomycota; Pichiomycetes; Pichiales; Pichiaceae
Exons: 1
Coding region: 1-2154 (717 amino acids)
Biological process (GO): DNA-templated transcription
Molecular function (GO): zinc ion binding; DNA binding
Source: RefSeq, a predicted model, not a curated record